CGAUAAAAAAAAGUCGAACUACUCGACUUCUUUAUGCAAUUCUACAUGCUGAAACAAGAUAUUUAACAAAUUCUGCUCGAAUAUUAAUAAAAGAAAAAAAUAUUGAUGUUUAUGGUGAACAACAAUACCAACAACAACAACAACAACAACAGCAUCAAACCAUGUCAAAUUCUUCAUCAACUUCUUCAACAAUAUCUGAAAGUGAAUCUCAAUCACAUAUACAAUUUGAAAUACAUUCAUCUGGUGAUUUUUCAGUCCAAGAUAAUUGUCUCAUUUUGAAUCAGUUAACCGAUACAACAUCAACAAAUGAUAAUCCUGAUACAAAUUCAAAUGCAUCUUUAGAUAUAAAUGAAAAUAUCAAUAUUCCCGAAAAAAUAUCAUCAUCACAUUCAAAAUCACAACCACAGGUGAAACAACGUAAACGACAAAGAAAGAAUUUAGCUUCGGAUUAUCAAAAUUCCACAGGUUCAAAUAUUAUUAAAACAACUGAUGAUCAAAUUGCAACUACAAAUUUUACUCCAUUAAAUGAUCUUACAAAUUCAAGUUUUAAUUCAAGGUCAAAACGUCAACGAAGAUCAUAA
Molecule: messenger RNA, 581 nt
Organism: Adineta steineri
Lineage: Eukaryota; Metazoa; Rotifera; Eurotatoria; Adinetida; Adinetidae
Source: the annotation of a GenBank genome assembly